AGAUUCAGAGACAGACUACAGAUGGACAAUCAAACUGGAUCUCUGACCAUCAGGAACAUCAGAACCACAGACUCUGGACUUUAUCAAAUGUACAGUACAUUCUCAGUAGAAUCAUUCAGUGUUACAGUCUAUGCUGGUCUUCCCAUUCCUGUCAUCACCAGAGACUCUUCAUGUUCUUCAUCAUCAGGAUCAUCACAGCAGAACUGUUCAUUGGUGUGUUCAGUGGUGAAUGUGAGUCAUGUGACUCUCUCCUGGUACAAAGGAAACAGUUUAUUGUCCAGCAUCAGUGUGUCUGAUCUCAGCAUCAGUCUCUCUCUACCUCUGGAGGUGGAAUAUCAGGAUAACAACACCUACAGCUGUGUGCUCAACAAUCCCAUCAGCAAUCAGACCACACAUCUGGACAUCAGUGGACUCUGUCAGACAUGUGCAUAUCGAGUCCACUGUUGCGGUUUCACUGAAGCUGUGAUUCGAUUGGUCAUCUCUGCUGUGGUGGGCGUGGCUACUGUUGCCAUAGUGGUUUAUGACAUCAGAUCCAGAAGAGCUGAAGCAAAAAGCAAACAUGAGGACAUAGACUCCAUUUAA
Molecule: messenger RNA, 582 nt
Organism: Sinocyclocheilus anshuiensis
Lineage: Eukaryota; Metazoa; Chordata; Actinopteri; Cypriniformes; Cyprinidae
Product: transmembrane and immunoglobulin domain-containing protein 1-like
Exons: 3
Coding region: 22-582 (186 amino acids)
Source: RefSeq, a predicted model, not a curated record